UACAAGGACUGGCAGGAGUUGUGCGGAUUUCCAGACAAAGGAGAAUUCAGCUGAAAUGUCAAUAAUAUGGAAUAGUGAUUCUGUAUCGCCCUUGAAACCUAUAUCUAAAGAAAGUGAAAAAGCUUCAGAUCCAUCCUUUAAAGAUGUGUAUCCCCAGGUGGUCAUCGUGUGUAUCCUUCACUCAGUGUUCAUGCAGACAGGCAUCAACGUGUCGUACUCUGCGACCACCCUUCCUCAGCUAUUGGAGGAAGGCUCUAGUCUACGAGUGACCGAGGAUCAGGCGUCCUGGAUAGCCAGCCUGGUAGCCAUAGCCACCUUAGUGGGCUCCCUAGCCUGUGGGGUUCCCAUGGAUGUUUACGGUCGUAAGGCUACAGCUAUCAUCACCUGCCUACCCAUCAGUCUCGGAUGGGUCUUGUUAGCAUUUACACCCAACAAUGUAUGGAUCGUCUACAUUGCCAGAGUCCUCACUGGGUUGGGUGGAGGUAUGACAACCGUCUGCCUUGUAUACAUCGGAGAGAUCUGUCACCAGCAGUUCCGGCCGAUGCUGUUGUCUCUCAACAGUGCCUUUGUGAGUCUUGGCAUCGUAGUUACCAACAUUCUUGGGGUGUACCUGCACUGGCGCACAGUGGCGUUCUGUUCUGGGAUGUUCAGCGUGGCUACUUUACUGGGUAUCUGGUUGUACUGUCCAGAAAGUCCACAAUGGAUCAUCACAUAUCAGCCAGACAAUCUCAGUGAAGCCAAGAAAUCACUGGACAGACUCUACACCAACAAGGCUUUUGCCCAGACAGAAUAUAACAGACUCCUGGAUUCUCAUCAGACGCGGCAAGUCAACAAACAACCAAGUUCAAACUUCCUCAAAGAAGUCUUCAAGGGUCAAAACCUGAUCCCGCUUCUAGUCCUGACUACGAUCUUCCUAUUCCAACAACUCUGUGGAUCAUAUCCGAUAUUUUUCUACGCUGUCAACCUGUUCGAGUCGAUUGGAACGAGUGUAGACAAGUACGAAGCUUUGAUUCUGCUUGGAGUGGCAAGACUGAUUAUCAGUUUUGUUACUGCAAUGGCCUCCAAGAAGAUCGGAAGAAGGCCUUUAAUGAUUGCUUCUGGUAUUGGUAUGACUGUGAGCAGCGUUGUUGUUGCAGUCUUCUUCAGUCAGAGACCUUAUGAGGGUCUUUUCGCCCAUGCGGAUAACCAAACCGAUCUCACGACUGUGACCAACGCAGACCCAUACUCUUGGGUUGGAGCUGUCUCGAUUCUCAUCUACGUAAGCAUGACCGCUUUCGGGUUUCUCAUCAUUCCUUGGAGUCUAAUCGGAGAGCUUUUACCAAUGUCCAUACGAGGCAAUGGAAGUGGUUUCAUCAUAUGUUUUACUCACAUAAUCAUGUUCGGCGCAGUAAAAUAUUUCCCACAUUUUCUAGAUGUGUUCAAAAUUUCUGGGGCAUUUUACUUUUUCUGUUUUAUCUCCGUCUCGGGAACAGUCUUUGUGUAUUAUUUCCUUCCGGAAACUCUAGGUAAAAGUUUCGAUGAUAUAGGAAAACAUUUUGAGUCCUUAAGGAAAGGAAGGCGUACAUUGGCUGUGUAAGUUUUCUAGUCAACAAACUAGUCAACAAGAAGUUGAGUAAUAUUUGAAUUAGUUGUAAGAGGAGAUUUUUAUUGAUUUCUUAAGACUGAUGAGGAUUAUGUUUAUUCUUCAACUAGCAAAGUAAGCGUAUUUUAGCUGAAAUAACAGGUUAAAACACAAACAGAAUUACUUCGUUACAGCAAUAAGGACUUGGUGAUUUUCUGACUUUUUUUUUAAAACACAGCAUCCUCUACAUCAAGGGAAACUUAGAAAGUAGCUUUUCUGUGAUGCUUGUUUACAAACUAUUUAUUUUCUUUUAACAAUUGGUAUGUAUGGACAGUUUCUAAUGAUUACCAUGGAACUUGUUUUUUUUUAACUAGGCUAUUUGAUAGAUUAAAUUAGUUUUAAAAACUAAUUAAAACAAUUAUUUGCACAGAGAAUUAAAGUAUAGAGGAAACAUUCAUUGGUACAAUUAAGGGUGUCUAGUAUUAGUCUCUGGUGUCUAGGAUCACACCACCCCCCUUGCCAUCAUGUACUACAACGCUAACGGUGGAUGAAGCCCCUGUGCCCUGUGCAAUAGGAAUUUCCGCAAAGUGCUUUCCACACAGAAUCUUCCUUGCUUGUCACAAGUAUAUUUCUGGCAAAACCUACUAGAGCUGAAAGCGAACGGUUGUCCCAUAAGUGUGUUCCUCUGUACCUUACUUCUCUGUCCAAUUAGUUAUAUCAAAAUUGUGUCAUCUACAACAACAACAAAAUAGUAUAUUUCAUAACAAGAGUAGAAAAUGAGUCAUUACAUAUUUGAGAUCACAUGUUUGAAGUGAGAGAUUUAUCGAACACUUAUGGUCGAGAAUAUGUAAUAACCCACUUUCACUUGUGUUUUAAACGAUACUUUUUGCUAUUCCACAAAGAUAAUUUCUUAGUAAUUAAAACAGACAUUAGAUAUAUCUUUAUUACAGUUAGGAACAUUACUAAACAUACUCAUAGCAUUUUUAGGACUUGUAUUGAUUGUACAGUUUUGGUUGUUGCUAAUUGAAACAGUAGACAAAACAAUAAGAAAUCUUUGUUUGUUAUUGUCGGAAAAAUACAAAAAAAGAUAGUAAACAUUUUUCACAUAGUAAACAUUUUUUUAGUGUAGAAAACAAUGAAAUUUUACAGGAGGAAUUUUUACAGGUGAUAAACAUAAACAAAAACGGGUAAUUUCACAGGGUAGCGAAAAAAAUAUUAUUAACUAAUAGCAAACAUUUAUAAGAAAAUGUAGUAAUACUGUAUGUACACUCUUCUUCCUAAUGAAUACUUUGAAUUACUUUUUCUAAUAACUCUCUAUAGGGUACAGGGUUAAGGCAAACCUUAUUAAUGUAAGCACAAUGUGGUCUGAACAAAAACAACUUUCAAUGUUUUUAUAUUUUUAACAAUUUAAAAAUUAAAGAAAUAAGCCUAUUUUUAUAUUUCUCUGUUAAUUUUUGUUUAGGUUAUGUCCUUUUAUGUCUAUUUUAAUAAAAUAAAAUAGGAUUUUAUGUUUGUUUUAUAUGAUUUAUUUUAACACGAUAUGUCCAUAUUUAACUUGUAUAAAAGAAAAAAAAUUAAAUCUGUGUCCUUCUCUAUAGUAAUGUAAAAAGAGGCAAACCUGGUGUGCGCAAUCCCUAUUAAACUCAAUAAUGCCGUCAACUUCCACCCCAGCCGGACACCAUUUUUUUAAUGUGGGUAUCUCCCACCAACUAAAACACACAUUAUUGAGCAUAGUAUGGAUCCACGGGAUUCGAACCCACGCUUGUAUAAAGGAACUCGUCAGGUAACGCCUUGGCCAACUGAGCUAACAUGCCACUGUCACCCGAAUGCUACAAGUGUUGCUAUAAGCACACUAGUGCUCUUAGGUGAGAUACAAUGAACUAAUGCCACGAGCUACACACGGGCUUAGGUUUUUUAAAGUGUUAAUACAAGCUGAAUCUUAACCUACUAGCUUUGUUUUUAACUACUUAAAAGAUCCAAACCUUAACAAUUUUCAGGCAUCAAACUAUUGUUUGGCU
This is a messenger RNA of Macrosteles quadrilineatus (aster leafhopper), 3579 nucleotides long. RefSeq names its product facilitated trehalose transporter Tret1-like. Gene Ontology annotation, biological process: transmembrane transport. Gene Ontology annotation, cellular component: membrane. Gene Ontology annotation, molecular function: transmembrane transporter activity. The record is from RefSeq and is a predicted model, not a curated record. Bases 56 to 1576 code for a protein of 506 amino acids. The transcript is spliced from 7 exons. Lineage: Eukaryota; Metazoa; Arthropoda; Insecta; Hemiptera; Cicadellidae.